Brassica napus (rape) is the source of this 1828-nucleotide messenger RNA. RefSeq lists its product as uncharacterized. The transcript is spliced from 3 exons. The record is from RefSeq and is a predicted model, not a curated record. Gene Ontology annotation, biological process: proteolysis. Bases 483 to 1646 code for a protein of 387 amino acids. Gene Ontology annotation, molecular function: cysteine-type peptidase activity. Lineage: Eukaryota; Viridiplantae; Streptophyta; Magnoliopsida; Brassicales; Brassicaceae.
AGGUUAUUUAGUUAAGGUAUUCAGGUUAAUUUUUGAGGUGUACAGGAAUACUGAUUUGUUUGGUCUGGUAUUCUGGUUAAUAGUUCAGGUAUUCAUGUUAAUUUAUGAGGUUUACAGGAAUACUCAUUUGUUUGGUCUGGUAUUCAGGUUAAUUUAAGAGGUGUUCAGCUUAAGUAGUCAUGUAUACUGAUCUGUUUGAUAGUUUUCAGGUGAGAGAUCAGAGGUAUUCAUAUUAGUUAGUCAAGUGUUCAGAUAAUUUUGCCAGGUGUACAGAUUAUGUUGAUUAGGUAUUUUAAUGUUAAACUACAUCUGAAUCGAAGUAUUUGAAUGAGCGAAGUAUUUGAAUGAGCUAUAUCUGAACGUUGUCAGGGCGAGGGGGGAGAUGAGUCUCCAAUAUCAGGGCUAAAUUUGUUAGCAGAAGAGGUUGAAAAGGGACACGGAGUGACAAUGUCUAUAAAGAUCCACAGGAGAACACUUGUAGGAUGCUUACCGUUUGGUCUCAUCCUGAAUCUUACGUCCUUCCGCCGGAGGAACAAGGUGGUAAAGCGUCACCGACAAAUUCUGAAGAUUACAAGACACCGCCAGAGGAUGAUCCGAUGACUGAAUGUCGCACACCAGACGUUGGGAAUUCGAAGCUGAGUCGAUAUCUGACUAGGUCAUUAAAAAAAGCAGAGCUAGAAGGGAAAUGUAUUCCAAUAAGCUCAACCAAAAAAGAUGACCUCCAGACGAAGCGUAUUCCGAGACGUUCAACAAAGAUUGGAGGAGUGUACACCCCAGACAAGAGAUUGAAGAAGCUUUUCCAAAGCUGCAAGAAACCCAAAUAUACGCCCUUAGCAGACUUGGAGAAAGCGCAGUUUCAAGAGUUUCAGUCAAUUCUCCGCGAGAAACCGGCACAGGAAUUCGAAAUUGUUAUUGGGAUCCAUGUCUCAAAUAAGUUCUUCCUGUCGUUGGCGCGGCCAACAAAUUGGGUCAGUACCGAGCACAUUUCUGUGCUAAUUAGUAUGCUAGUAAGGCGACAUGGACGCAAUUAUCUGAGUCGGAGGUGCAGAUUUGUAGACUACUUCAGUAUUGCGGGCAUCAUAUCAAAGUUCGCAGAGUUCGAGAAGGCCUCAGAUAAAUUGGGAUUCAACUGGGGAGGGCUUGUCAGUUUCAGUUUCACCGGAAAAACGCCGCGUCGGAAUGACAAGAAGGUGUUGUUGGUUGAUGUGGACAGGGUGUACGCCCCAAUGAUGUGGGGAAAAGAUCAUUGGGUUGGUCUUGUGAUCAACUUGACAUGCAGACAAGUGGAGAUUUUGGACUGCAACAUUCCCCUUAAUGAGUCCGAUAAUGAGGUGAACAAGCACAUGGCUUAUCUUCUACGCGCAUUGCCUCAUGUCUUAGCUGCGUUUUCGCCUCCUUCCGAUAGUAGUCAUCCUGAAGAAGACCAAGCAUUUUCAUGGGUGCGUCCAGACAAUAUUUACUUCAACGAAAGGUCUGGCGACUGUGGACCAUGCGCGGUCAAAUUUCUGGAAAUGCAUGCAGCGGGAUACUCCUAUGAGGAUAUGGGGCAGAUCGAUGACAAAAAGGUGGACAUAUUCCGUCAGAAAUACGCGAUGGAUACCUAUGAAGAAUUUAUUGGAAACGCAAAAGUUCAAAACGAUGGUUGAAGACGUGUAUACUGCCUGCUUCAUUUCGUUUGUUAAACCGAAUUGUUAACGGUUAUUGUAUCUUUUCAUUCAUCCAGACACUAUAAUUCAAACAGAUCAGUUUAUCUUUGAAGGUUUUAUAUCGUAUUUCUUAUAUAUUUAGGGUUUAGGGUUUAGGGUUUAGGGUUUAGGGUUUAGGGUUU